Monodelphis domestica (gray short-tailed opossum) is the source of this 3556-nucleotide messenger RNA. The record is from RefSeq and is a predicted model, not a curated record. NCBI's taxonomy places the organism in Eukaryota, Metazoa, Chordata, Mammalia, Didelphimorphia, Didelphidae.
GAGACAUCUGGCCUUCUGGAUGGGAACUGGGUUUGGGAGAGGUCAGGUUUGUCACUACCCCUAUAUGACCCAGAGCUCUCUUCUUUCCUAUCUUCCAGUGUACUGAAGAGGAGACGCUAUUUUUGCAGUAGAUAACCUUGCUACCAUUGCUGAGUUGAGCUUGGACUUAGUCUCUCUGGUCAUGGUUGUCCAGACUGACAGAGGUGAUGGGGAGCCAAAGCUGAGAGUUGUUAAGGUCAUCUCUGGAGUCUCUGCAAGCCUUUCCUCUACCACGGCCUCUUCUCAGUUGACUGCCAGACAAACAGAAGAAGGUGAGAAGAAGGAUAAGCCCCAAGGACACCGAGGGUCUGGGGGGCUACAAUGGCGUCCUCAGCUACUUCUCUGACCACCCUGGAAGAUGAGGUCAGUUGCCCCAUCUGCCAAGCCAUCCUGAGAGAGCCCGUUACCAUUGACUGUGGCCACAACUUCUGUCGAGGAUGCCUUACUCACUACUGUGAAAUCCCUGGUCCUGAUCCUGGUGAGCAACCCAUAUGUCCACUCUGCAAGGAUCCCUUCCAUCCUGGGGGACUCCGGCCUAAUUGGCAGCUGGCUAGUGUUGUGGAAAACAUAGAGAAGCUAAAGUCAGCACCCCCUUCAGGCCUGGGAGAGGACCUCUGUGAAGUACAUGAGGAAAAAAUUUACUUUUUCUGCGAGGAUGAUGAAACGCAGUUGUGUGUGAAGUGCCGGGAAGCCCUGGAGCACAGGACUCACACUGUUCGCUUUCUGGAGGAUGCAGCAGAUCCUUACAGGGAACAAAUCCAUAGGUGUCUGGAGUCUCUGAAGAAUGAGAGAGAAGAUAUUCAAGGAAUCCAGUCCAGGGAAGAUCAGAGGAUCCAGGUCUUAUUGACUCAGGUGGCCACCAAGAGAGAGAAGGUCAUCUUGGAAUUUGAGCACAUGUGCCAGUUCCUGGAGAGGCAGCAGUACUUGCUUUUGACCCAGCUGGAGGAGUUGGAUGGAGAUAUUUUGAAACAGAAGGAUGAGUUUGAGUCCCUUGUCCAGGGUGAGAUCUGCCGUUUUGAUGCCUUGAUUUCAGAAUUGGAAGAAAAACUGGAGCGCCCAGCAAGAGAGCUGCUGAAGGACAUCAGGAGCACCCUGAUCAGGUGUGAAGGCAGAAGGUGUCGGAAACCAGAGGCUGUCUCUCCUGACCUGGGUGAGAGGAUCCGGGACUUCCCUCAACAGGCUCUUCAGCUGCAGAGGGAAAUGAAGACGUUUCUGGAAAAUCUGCUCUUUGAAUUGGACUGUGAACCAGCUCUUAUCUCCUUAGACCCCCGGACGUCCCAUCCCAAACUCCUCCUAUCAGAAGAUUAUCAGCGGGCCCAAUUCUCCUACAAAUGGCAGACCUCACCAGACAGUCCACAACGUUUUGACCGGGCCAUCUGUGUCCUAGCCCAGGAUGGCUUUGUGGGAGGAAGGCACACAUGGGUGGUAGCUGUGAACCUGGUCCAUGGGGGCAGCUGCACAAUGGGUGUAGUGAACCACGAUGUCCGACGGAAAGGGGAGCUCCGGCUCAGGCCAGAGGAGGGGAUAUGGGCAGUGCGACUGGCUUGGGGAUUUGUUUCAGCCUUGGGCUCCUACCCUACCAGGUUGUCCCUGGAAGAGAAUCCCAAGCAAAUCCGUGUCUCCCUUGAUUAUGAGGUGGGCUGGGUGACAUUUAGCAAUGCUGUCACUCAGGAGCCCAUCCAUACCUUUACUGCCUCUUUUACUGGAAAGAUUUUUCCCUUCUUUGGGCUCUGGGGCAGAGGAUCCAGUUUCUCUUUGAGUUCUUAAGAGGGAAGAGACUAUACUCUGGGUGAGGUAAGGGUGAGAGGGAUCAAGAGUAUGCCACUAGUCCUAGUACCUAGUGCCACUUGCGAAACUGGGAGAGAUUGUAUCCAAGGUCACACGUUAGUGAGAAAAAGCAAAAGAGGAAUUCAAACCCUCAAUUCUCUACCUUCCAAAUCUUCUAUUGACUCCCAGAGACUUUCCACUAUUCCUUUCCAUCCCAGAGAGGCUCAGGUCAUGGCUGUCCUAAGGAAUUUCAAAUGAUCCUAUAGAUCUACCAUGGGGAAAGAGGUAUCAGGAGUUCAUCGCAGCCAUCCCACAUAUCCAACAACCUCAGACCCUGCUGCUUGCCAUUCUGGAUGGAGGCUCAGCCUUAGGUGAAGAAGGUAGAGAAAAGAACCUUGCUCAAGACUGAUGGGCUGAGAGUUCUCUCUUUCCUUAUUUCCCACCUCUAAUCUAAUUGAACCCACACAUGAGGCCAAUUCAGGGAAAUAGUGAAAAGAGGGGAAUGCACAAGUGAUAGGAAAAAAGUAGAGAAGCCAUUUGUGGGGUCCCAAAUGCAGCCAGGGGGCUUGUGCUUCAUGAUCUAUUGUUUCCAGACCAAUGAAUGGCAAACCAAUUCAAUGUUCUCUUCUAAAACUGUACAGUAAAAAUUAUUCAAGGGGAAAGGAGGAAGGGAGAUAGAAAAAUUCAGACUAGAAGAAGAUUAGCAGUGGGAAAAGGGUUGAGUUGAAGGAAUGAGUGAGACCUUUGAGAGAAGGGUUUCCCUGUGGGAUUCUGGGAAGGAGGUUAUAACCCCACCUGUGAUGUGUGCAGAGUAAUAGUGACUCCCAGAAAUCUGUAUUACUGUUGUUGAGACUUGGUAUAUAGGCUAACAAUUUAUUGCAUGGGUUUAUAGGAAAUAGAAUAACACUUUAGCUUUGUUUGACCCCGUGUUGAACUUAAAUCUUGCAAACAAUAAAACAUUAUCUUGGUUGCAAGAAGGUUUUUGAGUUUUGUAGCAUCUAUAACUUUCUUAGAAGAGAAGUGGAGGCUCAAGAUAAGGGGAUUCAAGGAGUUAGUGACAUCUUUUUUUCUUUUCUCUUCUUUUCUCUUCUCUUCUCUUCUUUUCUUUUCUUUUCUUUUCUUUUCUUUUCUUUUCUUUUCUUUUCUUUUCUUUUCUUUUCUUUUCUUUUCUUUUCUUUUCUUUUCUUUUCUUUUCUUUUCUUUUCUUUUCUUUUCUUUUCUUUUCUUUUCUUUUCUUUUCUUUUCUCAUCUUUCCCUUACUGUCUAUUUUAGAGUUGGUACACUUCUAAGGCAGAAGAGCAAUAAGGGCUAGGCAAUUGGGUUUAAGUGAUUUAGCAAAGCUCACACAGCUAGGAAGUGUCUGAGGCCAAAUUUGAACCCAGGUCCUUCCUAUUCUAGGCCUGGCACUCUAUCUACUGUGCUAUCUCGCUGCAUCAACAUCUUCUCUUUAAAUAUAUCCAUCUAUAAUGAUUUCUCUGGGCUUUUACCUUGAGAUGGGUUUAGAUGAGAUGACCUACUAAUGACAGAAUCUCCCUUCAUUGCUGGAAAGAUGAAUUCUGAUUAAUCUUGCUCCUCUGAUUCCACAGGUAGCCAGCCCUUUAGUACCUUCUUUCUGCUUACAAUUCGUUCCUAGUUAUCCAAGGUUUUGGUUUAUUUAUAGCAAAUUUUAAUGAUAUUCUUAUUUAUUUGUUUAACUAUCUACUUUAUUAAAGAGUUCAAUCAUCCCACAAACUGCUGUGACUUGCUGUCU